ACUCAGAGUACUCCUUCAGGAUCUUUGAGUGUACAUAAAUAUCGAAUUGUUUUACUAAUGAUGCAUUGAUUGUCUUGUUCAUUAUGUGUGUCCUAUCUUUAGCUUUUAACAGUGCCUUCGCUUCUUUCAGGGAGCUACUACACCUGUUCUGUUGGUUGAGAACAGUGGAAGAUGUAACAAGAAUUAAAGUGAUGAAAAGCACUGUCACAGAAGUUUUGUUGAAUGGAAGCAAGGCUAUCCAUGUUGACAAGAGGAUGAUUGAAGGACCAAACCCCAAUGACAAAGGAAAGAUCUUAAUUCCUUUAAUUGCGCUACUUCAAUAUCUAUUCAUUGUUAAACCAAUGAUACGAGCAAUGAAGAGAGACAUUGGGAGUGAGGGCGGACUAGCAUUCAAUCCGAUACAUGCCAGUGCUGAGAGGAAGGCUAAGAGUCCUGCUGAGCGGAGGAAAGCUGCUGUUGGUAGAAAGUACUAGUUUGGCUAUGGAAUUUGAUCCAGGAUGAAACUUAAGGGUGUAAGAUGCGUUUUUAUGCACCAACCAUCUCUGUAUUUCUUGCUUGUUUGUAUUGCCAGCUACAGCCCCAUUGUAAGAUUAUUUGAUAAUAAUGUCCGGCGGAUAGGUGACAGUUGAUACUAGAUACUAGAGACUAGAGAGGUGUUUUGUACACCCAGAUUAAUUUGGAAGUUG
This is a messenger RNA of Rubroshorea leprosula, 686 nucleotides long. Lineage: Eukaryota; Viridiplantae; Streptophyta; Magnoliopsida; Malvales; Dipterocarpaceae. The record is from the annotation of a GenBank genome assembly.